UGUUGGCCGGAUCAGCCCUGUUAGGACAGCCACAACAAGAAGAAGUUUCCUGCAUUCUUUCCGUUUCUCCUUUUUCAGCUUUUCUUCUUUUUCUUGCUUUAUCCGCUUUAUCCGGUACUCAGGAAUGCUUCUAAGCAACUGGUGCCAUUUUUGGGCUUGCUUUGUCAUUUUCCUACAAGCCAGAUCUGCCCUCUGUAAGGAGAUGAAGCUCCCCAGCAGAGCGCUCAAGCCUCCCUCUCCAUCCGACUUUCUGGACAAACUGAUGGGGCGAACAUCUGGCUACGACGCUCGCAUCAGACCCAAUUUCAAAGGUCCUCCUGUCAACGUCACCUGCAACAUCUUCAUCAACAGCUUUGGAUCCAUCACUGAAACAACCAUGGACUACCGGCUAAAUGUGUUUCUACGGCAGCAGUGGAAUGACCCCCGACUUGCCUAUAAGGAGUAUCCAGAUGACUCCCUGGACUUAGACCCCUCAAUGCUGGACUCCAUCUGGAAACCCGAUCUAUUCUUUGCAAACGAAAAGGGAGCAAACUUCCAUGAAGUUACGACCGACAACAAACUGCUCCGGAUAUUCCAGAAUGGAAACGUCCUCUACAGCAUCAGGCUGACGCUCACUCUCUCCUGCCCCAUGGAUCUGAAGAACUUCCCCAUGGAUAGCCAGACAUGCAUAAUGCAGCUGGAGAGCUUUGGCUACACCAUGAACGACCUUAUUUUUGAGUGGCUGGAUGUCGGAGCGGUGCAGGUGGCCGAUGAUCUGACGCUCCCCCAGUUUGUGCUGAAAGAGGAGAAAGGUCUUGGUUACUGUACCAAGAACUACAACACAGGUAAAUUCACCUGCAUAGAGGUUCAAUUCUACCUGGAGCGUCAAAUGGGCUACUACCUGAUCCAGAUGUACAUACCGAGCCUGCUCACCGUCAUCCUUUCCUGGGUGUCCUUCUGGAUCAACAUGGACGCCGCGCCGGCCAGAGUGGGUCUGGGAAUCACCACGGUGCUCACCAUGACAACACAAAGCUCAGGCUCCAGAGCCUCUCUGCCAAAGGUGUCUUACGUCAAAGCCAUAGACAUCUGGAUGGCCGUGUGUCUCCUCUUCGUGUUUGCCGCGCUGCUGGAGUACGCAGCUGUUAACUUCGUUUCACGCCAGCACAAGGAGUUCUUCAGACUCAGGAAGAAGCUUAAAGAGCAGCAGCGGCAGCAGCAGCAGCAGCAGAGAGCUCAGGGAAGCAGUGACGGCAAGGGGAAGGGAAACACCACGCCAGGAAACAAUGCUGCUCAUGGGAGCGCAACCCAGCGGUGCAGUGCCUGUGCCAGGGAAGAGGAGCUGGCGCAGCAAGGGUUUCUCCUCCAGAGCAUUGGACUCUCCCUGUCCAGCGCCCCGGAAAUGGACGCAACGCCGGUCUUCGCCGACUUGCCUCCCGGUUUAGGUUUUUAUGAAAUCCGGCGGCGUUUCGUGGAGCGGGCGAAGAGGAUCGACACCAUCUCCAGAGCCGUGUUCCCCAUGAGCUUCCUCAUGUUUAACGUGCUCUACUGGCUCACCUACAAAGUUCUACGGCACGAGGACCUCCAGUUCACUCUUUGACCACCGUGAUCACGCCAGGGACUUUUGAACGUGAAACGUUUGCAGACUGAGCGGCAUUUAUUGAGCCACGCAGAGGAUGUCGGACUGCAUGUGCAGUGCCACUGAAAAAUUCUAUCAUAAAACAAAUCGUGUGGGUUUUUCUUUUUAUUUUAUUUCUUUUGAUGAGAUUUGCACUUAGUUUGCACUUUGUAAGCAUUGCAUAUCAGAUUACAGUGUGUGUAUAACCUUCCUCUAUCACUUGUGUUUGGAUGCUGUAAAAUCAGGUCAGUACAUUUUACAGUGCACUUAUUCAACUCAAGGGCCCUCCACACUUGCUGGUACCCCUGGUAAACGUGUGUAAAAGCAAUAAAAUUAAUAUUUUAUUACAGUAGUAUAAUCUAACUCAUAUUUUAUUAUAAAUCCAAUCUUUAAUGUAAGAUCAAAAAAUAUCUCAAGCUGCAAAUUCUUCACCCAAACAAACGCUUGAGGGUUUGGCACAAAACAAAGGAUGACUAUUUUCUAAAAGCACCUCAUAUCCACUGUUAGGUACGGUGGAGGGUAAGUAAUGCUGUGGUAGAUUUCUCUAAUGAAGACUAAGACUUUGGCUGCAGGGCUGACAAUAAGUGUAACAUCAACCACUUUGUUCAAAAUGCAUUUAACACAUCUUCACUUCAUUUCUUUAUGCCGAACUUUUUUCACCCACUCAAUAGGUGCACUCAAAGGUUUGAUUUUUUUAUUUUAUUUUUUUGUUACAUUGUUAUGUGAAGCUAUGCUGCAAUAGCAGAAUAAAUUUUAAGGUUUACUAAACAUCAUCCACAGGACUGCCAGUAUUGGUGUGAAAUUGUUAUGUUUUGCCACUCAGUGAUAAAACUUAAAUAGCAUUUCUCAUAACCUUUAGGUUCACUUCUGCAGCUGUGCUGGUAUGGGCCUGGGAAUUUUAAUAUUUGUGAAAUAUCUUAUGGAUUUAAACGAUUUGUUUUUUAAAUGUUUGACCAGUUAGUUGGGAUAAUGUAUCAGUUCCAAAACUAAACCCUAACAUGAACUCUAUCUUUGUUAAAGACAAAACUAUAUAUGUCUCUUUAUAAAUAAAUAUGCACCCAGAGCAAUCAAUUUUUUAAAUCAAUUAAGUCCUGAAGUAUUAAAGAUAAACUAUGGCUCUGUAAGAGGCAAGCUUUGAAAAUGUGCAUCAUAUUUAGU
Molecule: messenger RNA, 2752 nt
Organism: Xiphophorus maculatus (southern platyfish)
Lineage: Eukaryota; Metazoa; Chordata; Actinopteri; Cyprinodontiformes; Poeciliidae
Gene: glra4b
Product: glycine receptor subunit alpha-2-like
Exons: 10
Coding region: 125-1576 (483 amino acids)
Biological process (GO): chloride transmembrane transport; nervous system process; regulation of membrane potential
Cellular component (GO): plasma membrane; neuron projection; synapse
Molecular function (GO): chloride channel activity; glycine binding; transmembrane signaling receptor activity
Source: RefSeq, a predicted model, not a curated record